Micropterus dolomieu (smallmouth bass) is the source of this 2032-nucleotide messenger RNA. It is a transcript of the gene slc2a9l1, whose product is annotated as solute carrier family 2 member 9, like 1. Bases 549 to 1829 code for a protein of 426 amino acids. Gene Ontology annotation, cellular component: membrane. Gene Ontology annotation, biological process: monosaccharide transmembrane transport. NCBI's taxonomy places the organism in Eukaryota, Metazoa, Chordata, Actinopteri, Centrarchiformes, Centrarchidae. The transcript has 12 exons. The record is from RefSeq and is a predicted model, not a curated record. Gene Ontology annotation, molecular function: hexose transmembrane transporter activity.
ACAGACCAGAUCAGCCCAGGUUUGUGGUGGUAUGCGAUAAUGUCAGUUUCCAUCGGGCUGCUCUGGUCCAGGCCUGGUUCACCAACCACAAUCAAUUUGAAGUGGUAUAUUUGCCCCCUUACUCACCAUUUUUAAACCCUAUAGAGGAAUUCUUUUUGGCUUGGAGAUGGCGUGUAUAUGGCCGCCAACCACAUGCCCGCAUGCCUCUUCUGCAGGCAAUGGAACAGGCCUGCGGCGACAUUCAGGUGACAGCAAUCCAUGGAUGGUUUUGACAUGCAAGGGGAUAUUUUCCCUGGUGCCUAGGGGGAGAAGACAUUGCUUGCGAUGUCGAUGAGGUCCUGUGGCCAGACCCCAACAGACGGCGGGAUCCAUGAGCCCACACCCACGGCAAUGCUCUGUUCCUCAUCAUCAUUUUGGGACUUGGAGGAAGCUUUCAAUCUGGAUACCACAUUACUGGUUUGAGCUCUCCCUCCCCGCACAUACAGCGCUUCAUCAACAGCAGCUGGUUUGACAGAUAUGAAGAGCCCCCACCUCCGCAGACAACCACGAUGAUCUGGUCCCUUAUUGUUUCCAUGUAUGCUGUCGGGGGACUCUUUGGUGCUGUCAGUGUCAAACUGGUCUCAUGCAUGCUGGGAAGGAAAAAAGCGAUGAUCUGCAACAGCUUCAUUGCUAUUGUUGCUGCCGGGAUCAUGCUGACAAGUAAAUGUGCCAGAUCAUAUGAAAUGAUCAUUGUGGCAAGGAUCCUGUACGGCUACUCAGCAGGUUUGGGAAUGAGCAUCCAUUUAAUGUACCUCGGAGAGAUUUCCCCCAGAAAAUUGCGAGGCAUAGUGACUCUGACCUCAGCAACCUUCACGUCACUUGGCAAACUGUCGGGGCAGUUUUUUGGACUGAGUGAGAUCCUUGGUGGUGAGGAGCUGUGGAACAUCGUCCUCUGUGUCCCUGCAUUUUUCUCCCUGGUUCAGGUUAUAGCGUUGCCUUUUCUUCCCGAGGCUCCCAGAUACUUAUUCAUAGAGAAAGGUGAUGAUAAGGCUUGCACAAAAGCUCUCCAGAGUCUUUGGGGCCCCGGUGACUACAAACAAGAGAUGGACGAGAUGUUGGCUGAGCAGGCUGCCAUUGAGGCAGCCCCGCUAAAAAGCCCUCUGCAACUCCUGAGGGACAGGACCGUCCGAUGGCAGCUUAUCACCAUGUCCACCAUCUACUGCUGCAAUCAGCUGUCGGGCAUGCCUGCUAUCAGUACCUUCUCUUUUGACAUCUUCCUGAAGGCAGAUAUACCGAGAGACAAGAUUCGCUAUGUAACCUUGGGUCUUGGAGUGUCUGAAAUCAUCACAUCCAUCUCCUGCGGACUUCUGAUUGAGCACACCGGGAGGAGGCCGUUGUUAUGGGGGGGUUAUGGUGUCAUGUCUGCCAGCUGGGUGUUGGUCACUGUCACGCUCAACCUGAAGGAUUCCAGCUAUUGGGUUCCGUACAUCACCGCUAGUUUGAUCAUCCUCUUCAUCAUCUUCUUUUGCGGAGGACCUGCGGGAGCUACAGCCACUCUCCACAGUGAGCUCUUCAUCCAGUCCGAUCGACUGGCAGCCUUUGUCCUCAUGGGGAUCCAGCGCUGGUUGGUGUUCGCUGUGCUGGGCCUAGUCUUUCCAUUCCUUAUUAACGCCCUGAACUCGUACUGCUUUGUGCUGUUCGCUUGUAUGUGCCUGCUGGGUUGCCUUUAUACUUUCUUCCUCUUGCCCGAGACCAAAGGGAAGACCAUGCUGGAGAUCUCCGAGGAGUUUAAAGCCAUCACCGUCUGUGGGAAAUCCUUAGAGGAGAAGAGAGUGGAGACCAAGUUAUGAGGCAGUCCAGAUACAAUAGCUACAGACGGUCUUUUCAGAAUAGCAGAGGAAUAAUAAAUGUGUGGCAAUAUUUAUGCCUAGUAACGUGUUUUAAUUGUAAAAUCAUCGGUCAAUAAACAUUGUUUAUUAUGCAGGUGAAAAACAGCAGGCUACAAUGGAAGAACAUGCCAACUUGAGUUAAAUUACUGAGACAAACCUGUAAA